Messenger RNA from Bipolaris zeicola 26-R-13, 789 nucleotides. RefSeq lists its product as uncharacterized. NCBI's taxonomy places the organism in Eukaryota, Fungi, Ascomycota, Dothideomycetes, Pleosporales, Pleosporaceae. Gene Ontology annotation, molecular function: oxidoreductase activity. The record is from RefSeq and is a predicted model, not a curated record. The transcript has a single exon. Bases 1 to 789 code for a protein of 262 amino acids.
AUGAAGAUCGCAGACCGAACAUUCGUCAUAAGCGGCGGCGUGUCUGGCCUCGGCCUGGCAACAGCACGCGCACUCCAUCAACAAGGCGCAUACGUCUCACUACUCGAUCUCAAUGCCGACAACGGUGCAAAAGUUGCCUCUGAACUCGGCUCUCGCGCAAAGUUCUUCGAAACCGACGUCUCGGAUACCCAGGCCAUUGCCGCAGCAGUACAAGGGACAGUGGCUUGGGUCAAGGAAACAGGAAAGCACAUUGGAGGCGUAGUCGCUGGCGCAGGUGUGGGAAUGCCAGGAUUAAUCAUCGACAAGAAGAAUGAGCCGUUGAGCCUUGAGAGCAUUGAUUUCGUACUAAACAUCAACCUGCGAGGAACGCUGGAUCUGAUCCGUCAGACACUACCACACAUGACCACUGCGCCUUCUUCAGGCCCCGACGGCGCCCGCGGUGUCAUCAUCAUGAUUGCCUCCUCCGCUGCCUUCGACGGCCAAAUGGGCCAGGUUGCAUACGCAGCCUCCAAGGGAGCAGUCGCAUCUCUGACCCUCCCCCUCGCCCGCGAUCUCUCAAGGUACGGUAUCCGAGCCGUGACGAUAGCGCCCAGCAUGUUUGACAGCGCCAUGACGCGCAUGAUGAGCGACAAGGUCAGGAAGAGUCUGGAGAACAGCAUGGAGUUCCCAAAGAGGCCAGGACAACCGGACGAGUUUGCCAGAUUGGUGGUGGAAUGCAUUGGGAAUGACAUGUUGAAUGGAACGGUGCUGCGGUUGGACGGCGCAAUGAGGAUGCCGGCGAGACUAUAG